AUGGCCACCCAAAUGGCCGACGAGAUCAUGCCCUCUUCCGAAAACACACCAGGGUCUCCCACCUCCUCCACUGGUCAGAUCCCCCUCGAACAACCACCGAAAGUAAAGGGUCGCAAGAAAUUCUUGCAGAAUCUCCAGCGCAUGUCGUCUCAGUCCGACGUUGACCCGCCGCGGCCGAUCUGCAUCCACCGCAGUUCGCAACUAUAUGGAGGUCUCAACCCCCGACCGGCGACCCCGGGCUACCCCGGGCCAUCGGGUGACGCCCAAAGCAUCAACAAUCGAAUCCGUUUGGUCGGCACAGACUCCCCCAACACCCCCCAACCACGCACGAUUCCCUUGCCAUUCGACGUACGACCUGCUUCGCGCGGUUCGCCUCGCAGUCUGACUCCUGAUGGUGCAAAGGAAGAGACAGAGACAGAGACAGAGACAGAGACAGAAAUAGCGCUGCCAGAGCCACGGUUGGUCAGAGAGCUGGACUUCUGGGGCGAACUACCCCAAGAGCUCAAGGUUGAGGUCUUUCGCUACCUCGACCCUCGCGAAAUCGUCCGAUGUUCUGCUGUAUCGAAGUCAUGGAAUGCCAUGUGUUUUGACGGGCAGCUGUGGUCAAAGGUUGACACAACCGAGUUUUACCAGCGAAUCCCGGGCGAUAUUCUGGUAAAACUCAUCACGUCGGGUGGUCCCUUCGUACGGGAUCUCAACCUGAGAGGCUGCGCGCAGAUGCAGGAUAAGUGGUCUUCGGAGGGCGAGCGCAUCUCCAACCUGUGCCGAAAUGUGGUUAACUUUUCCCUCGAGGGUUGUCGCAUUGAUAGAAUUUCGAUGCAUCAUUUCCUGACUCGCAACCCGCGCCUGAGAUACAUCAACAUUUCGGGGUUGAACAGCGUAACAAAUUACGCAAUGAAGGUCAUCGCGCAAUCCUGCCCAGAGCUCGAAUCUUUCAACAUCUCAUUUUGCAAACACGUCAAGACCACGGCGCUUCUUCAAGUGGUCCAGGCCUGCCAACAGCUUAAGGAUCUCCGUGCGAGCGAGAUCCAAGGUUUUGAUGAUGAGGACUUCAUGCUGGCGCUGUACGAACGAAAUACAUUGGAUCGAUUGGUCAUGAGUCGCACAGAUCUAAACGAUGAGAGUUUGAAGGUCCUGAUGCAUGGUGUCAAUCCAACAGUCGACCUUCUCACUGAUCGACCGAUUGUCCCUCCACGUCGUUUUCGCCAUCUCGAUGUUCACCACUGUCACGACUUGACUGAUAGUGGACUUAAGAGUUUAGCACAUAACGUACCUGACCUGGAGGGUUUGCAAGUUUCGCAGUGUCCGGAACUAACCGACGAUUCAGUCAUCGAGGUGAUUCGCACAACGCCCAAUCUCUCUCAUCUGGAAUUGGAGGACCUCGAAAAUCUGACCAACUUGACCUUGACUGAGCUUGCCAAGUCAGCCCCCAAGCUCGAGCACUUGAACAUCAGCUACUGCGAAAGCCUUGGCGACACUGGCAUGUUGCAAGUCAUGAAGAGCUGCCCCAAGCUUCGCUCCGUCGAGAUGGAUAAUACGCGAGUGUCAGAUUUAACCCUGAUGGAAGCUAGUUACCGGGUCCGCAGGCGUGGCUACGGCGAAGAAGUUCCCAAGGUCGGAUUACGCCUUGUUGUGUUCGACUGUGCCAACGUCACCUGGGCUGGCGUGAGAGAAAUACUCUCCAGCAACGCCUACCUUCCCCGAGUUCGCAAACCAGUGACGGCAGUAGUUACAGUCACCCAAACUUCGGAAGAUGAUUCGUCCCCCACAACCACUGCCUUCGUUACUCCGAGCUCGACUCCGCCUCCGGUAGCCACCUACCCUAGCGAGAUCAUCCAACUCAAGUGCUUUUACGGUUGGCAGAUGACAGUCGACGAGCACACAAAACGCGUCAAGCGUGGCGAUCUUGCCGCGGCGAGUCGUUUGGACCGCAAAUGGACCGAUUAUAUGAUGGCCACAGAAGAAGCUGGUGCGGCGGGUGCAGGUGCUCGACGGAGAAGACGCCGGGCCCGCGAAGCAGAGCGAUUGUACAAUGCCGAUGAUUCUGAGGAAGAGAGUUAUGGCAUUGGUUUGUCUGCUCUGGGUGGUACUCGUCGUCGCCGCGCCCAAAGCGGCAGUAGUUGCACAGUGAUGUAG
Molecule: messenger RNA, 2136 nt
Organism: Penicillium waksmanii
Lineage: Eukaryota; Fungi; Ascomycota; Eurotiomycetes; Eurotiales; Aspergillaceae
Product: F-box domain protein
Exons: 2
Coding region: 1-2136 (711 amino acids)
Biological process (GO): SCF-dependent proteasomal ubiquitin-dependent protein catabolic process
Cellular component (GO): SCF ubiquitin ligase complex
Molecular function (GO): protein binding
Source: RefSeq, a predicted model, not a curated record